Molecule: messenger RNA, 6503 nt
Organism: Eleginops maclovinus (Patagonian blennie)
Lineage: Eukaryota; Metazoa; Chordata; Actinopteri; Perciformes; Eleginopidae
Gene: syt16
Product: synaptotagmin XVI
Exons: 9
Coding region: 249-1877 (542 amino acids)
Molecular function (GO): phospholipid binding
Source: RefSeq, a predicted model, not a curated record
UUCAUCAGUACUGAUAUGUUUCAAAGAUUGGAAACGGCUAGAAGGGGACAGUACCGGGCACCACUAGUGGACGGACAACACGUUUAGGGACAAUGGGAUAAAAUCACAAAAGAACCUGAAGGCGUCCCCGUUCACCGCUGUGUGGCUGCAGAUUUCUGCGGGUCUGGAGGAUGAGGAGCGGCGGGGAUGCUGCUGCCUCCGCCGGUGAUCUGUCUCUCGGUUCUCUGGUAGUCUGAAGCACCGAAGCCAUGGCCUCCGACAUUCCCCCAGAGGCCAUCGGCUUCCUGUCGGCGGUGGGCGUCUUCAUCGUGGCGUUGGCCGUCCUCUUCCUCUUCAUCAACAAGAAGCUGUGUUUCUCACGUGUCGGGGGAAUGCCCUGUCUGGAGCAACAUGGCCGCCGGAAGAAAGGUCGAGUGGGGAUCCGCCAGGGGCUCGUGAACAGUUACGGAGAGGACGAUGAUGAAGGCAGCAGCUCGUCUGACAGUGAAGAAGAGGUCCUGAAGCAGUUUGAGAUCUCGGUGUCUCGCUCGCAGAGUUUCCGUGCUCCUGCCGCCUCAAACAGCGGCGAGCAGCAGCAGCAGCAGACCCAGCUGUCAGUCAGCCGCCGACACAAGUUCAGCCGACUGUCGGACCAGGAGGAGGGCAGCACGGAGCCGUCAGACUGUGAAGAAAUGGAGGCUAAGAGCCAGCCGCAGGGUUUCCAGGACCCUCUGUCUGCAGCAUUGGAAGAGACCGAGAGGGUGGCGUCGGCGGCCUCUCUGGACACACCUGCGACCGUCAGGGCAUCGGGCGCCAGGGAUAGUCCCACACUGAGUAUGAACCGGCAGGCUGCAGACGGCAGCGAGGACACGCAGAAGGCCGCAGAUUGCGUCAAAAACGACAUCACUGACAGCUCGUCCACCUGGAGCCCCGAGCCUCCCCAGGGUGAGCCCACGUCUGAGCCGGUCAGCUCAGCUUCCUCUCGCACCCCCAUCUCUAAGUGUGGAGACCUGGUGCUCUCCCUGGAGUACCGCGCCGACAUGGAGAAGCUGCUGGUGUCCGUGAUCGCGGCCCGGGACAUCCCCGACAAGGCCCGCAGCGGCAUGGACUCCUGGCAGGUGCACAUGGUGCUGCUCCCCUCCAAGAAGCAGCGGCACAAGACGACGGUGCAGAAAGGCUCGCUGCCGCACUUCAACGAGACCUUCCGUUUCUCGCGCCUCGAUCCGUCCGAGCUGCAGAUGUCGGCCGUCCGGUUCAGGCUGUACGCGCUCGGAGCUUCACGGAUGUCCCGCGAGAGGAUGAUGGGGGAGAAGGUGCUGCGUUUGGGCGGGAUGAACCCGGACGGGGGGACGAUGGAGACGACGCUGGUGCUGGAGCCUCGCAGUAACCUCAAGAGCUUGGACUCCCAGCAGAGCCUGUCUGCAGUGUCUCACAGCGACAGCGCCUCGUCCACUCAGUCUCUGACCCACGGCGGCGUCCCCGAGCUGCUGGUGGGUCUCACCUACAACGCCACCACGGGACGCAUGUCUGUGGAGCUCAUCAAGGGCAGCCACUUCAGAAACCUGGCCAUCAACAGACCACCAGACACGUAUGGGCGUCUGACCCUGCUGAACUCGGUGGGUCAGGAGAUCUCUCGCUGUAAGACGUCGGUGCGUCGCGGCCAGCCCAACCCCGUCUACAAGGAGACCUUCGUCUUCCAGGUGGCGCUGUUCCAGCUGUCGGACGUCACCCUGCUGGUCUCCAUCUACAACCGGCGCAGCAUGAAGCGCAAGGAGAUGGUGGGCUGGAUCGCUCUGGGCCAGAACAGCAGCGGCGAAGAAGAGCAGCUCCACUGGCAGGACAUGAAGGAGAGUCGAGGACAGCAGGUCUGCCGCUGGCACGUCCUGCUGGAGGCGUAACAUAGAGGGAGUUUAUUACGUUGGAGGAGGAGGGUGGAUAUUUGCAGACAGGACGAUGCAUGUGGCUUUUGGAGGCGAUGGAUCCAAAGACUUUUCUCAGAGCACAUCAACAUCAAACCUGCUUGGGUGUUUGGCGUCGACGUGGAGAACAAAUUCUGCCAUUCUUGAAGGCCGACACGAGAUUAAAGGACGUUAAUAAAGGGUUAGUUUAUUCAGCGUAGUGGAGCACUCACUCUAUUAGUAGUUCUUUGUCAGGUUUAUUAUUUAUAAAAGCUGAAGGUUGUUCUUACAGAAAAGUGAAAAUGUAUUUUACAACGUCGGCCUCCAAGAGGAGCGGAGAAUUUGUCCUUCAUUUCUUUUUAUUCUUUUUUUAGGCAGCUGCUGUUUAGUUUUUCAAUUGAAAUGCCAUGCUAGAAAGUACAAAAAGGUGUGUGUGUGUGGGGGGGGGGCUUGUCAUUUAUAAAUCUUGCUGUUCUUCGACUGGCUGGCAAAUCAAUGGAGAAGCAAACAAAACUGCAGAGCGAGAUAUUCAGGGGGAAGAUGACGCAGACAGGAAACUGAAAGAAGAAGUUAGAUCCAUAAAAGUAAAGCUGUUUACAUAAAAAUGCCAAUCUGACACAUCCAUCUACCCCAUCCUCUUCUGAUUUACUACGUCACACGCCUUCUGAAGCACAUGCUCUUAGUCUAAAACAUGAAAUUACAUAAAAUGACAGUUUUUUUAUACAAUAUUUGGUUUCAAACACACCAAGUUCUAAUAAUCGCACAACAGUCGUAGGUAGAAAUGUCUAUAAUUCGGAGUUUUCUUUUGUGAUUCCCUCAGAAAUGUCUCAAAAUGUGCACUACACAUUGAUGGAAACCAUCACUAGCUUCAGUGUUACCAUCAUACUGAGAGGAGAAACACACGAGGGGGGUAGAAGUGAGAUGUUUUGUGAUUCAAGUGGAGGAUUGCAUAGUCUUGUUCAUAUUCUACUUAAAUAAGCCAAUCAUUGACACAUCCAUCCAACCCUUAACAAUAAUAUGUAGGUGAAAUUGCAUAAUUUGGUUAAACCACACCAACUACGUAUACUUUCAUAGCAAUAGUCGAUAGAAAUGUCCAUAUUUUAGCUAUUGUUUUGCCGAUUUUCUUAAAAUUUCGUACAGAUUUGUACUUUAAUAACUCAAUGAGUGAUAGAUCCAUUUUCCCUGUCCUCCUCCGGUCAUACUGCGUCUACGCUGUGCAAAAUUACACACCAUAACGCAUGAGAUAUCAACAUUUGUUUCAAUCACAAAUAUGCUGAUAUUCGCCGAGCAGAUGUGGGUAGAAAUGUGCACUACAUAUUGAUAAAACCUCACUAGUUUCAUUGUUACCACCAAUGGGUCACAUGACCAUCAAAUACUGAGUGGAGAAACACACGAGGGGGGUAGAAGUGAAGAGGUUUUGUGAUUCAAGUGUCACAGGAAGGCGUUUCAUUCAUAUUCAGCACUCAUUCAUAUUCUCCCGACACGUGUGGCGUACUACGGGCAGGAUGUACCAGCAGCUGGAGACUCUUAACCCCGUCACCAUGAGAGCUAUCUCUUCCCCCGUCGACACUAAAUUAUGUUAUUUGGCCCGGGCUUCAUCUCCUUCACAGGGCAAAGCUCAUUUCAACACCAUCAACGCUGAGCUGAAAAGAGGCUUUAAAAAUAUCUCUCUGCAGCUGUAACAUGCGAUGAAUUACCCUGGAAGUGUGUGUUUUUUCUCCCCAACACACUCGCUUUGUGGUAAUUGGUAGUUACAGCUGUAGAAUUGUACAGUGCGAUGACGGUAAUGCCGCUGCUAAUGCUCAUCCUCUUCCAGGCUGAGCAUCAUUGAGUCAUAAGGCAGCAGUUCAGCCCAGAGGGGGGGAUUAUAUUUGUUUGUGUCGAGAGAUGCUGUAGCUCCAAACCCCUCGGGGAGUGUUUUUUGAGCGCUUGUUUACUUCAGGCAGGUGACAACAUAGCUUGUAAACUGCAAGAAAAAGAUUCAAAAAUACAAAGUUUUAUGGUUUUAAAGAGUCUAAUUACGUUUGGAAAGUGGAGCUUGACAAGCGCACUGAAAUGCUGAUGCUAGUACUAAAGGGUCAGUUCACCCAAAUCACAAAGAAACCCUAUCCCUAGAACACCCCUACAGGCAUUGAGCCAUCCAGAGUUUUUUAUGACAUAAAUACAAUUUAUUUGUGAGCAUAAAACAAGUUUUUUCCACGUUUGCUUAACUCAGACAAAAACAAAGGUAGAAAAUGUUGUUAAUUACAUGUUUCGGGACAUCUAUGAUUUUUGAAUUUGCAUCGUGGUUGAAACUGCAGCCCGUUUCUUCUAAUGGGAAUGAGAUGGGACAUUCUUACGCGUUUGCACCUGUCGGCAACCGUAGAUUUAUACCAAAAUACAAACAGCACACGCCUUCAGACACAGCCACAGAGUAACGUUACCGUACAGUAUGAAAAGCACAAGACCAAAACACCAUGAUGGAAUAUAACAGAACAGGUUAAGACUCAAACCCAGACAAAAGAAGCUCCUGUCACAUGAAUAAUCGGCAGAAUUAUUAAAGCCAAUCAUGCAUUAAACAUGAAAGUAACUCAUUAACUGUGAAAUUAAUCGUCACAGAUACACACCAAUGAUCCACCACAUCAGAACCACUUCUCUCUGUUCAAAUGAGAACACAGUGAUUUAUUUAUUAAUCCAGGGACGUUACCAGCAGUGAAGACUGAAAACAAGGUCGUGGGAUUCAAAGAUGAAUCAUAAGUGGAAGGAGGGCACAAUUAAAUGGACUCUUUCUGUGUAAUCUGAGAAACGCAGGAAGCAAGCUGUAAAUGCUGUGUGUGUUUAGACUGCAGAUAUGUGAUGUCCUUCAGGUAUAAAUGAAGCAGGUGUGAAGAAUAGGAGUGCUGCUCAACGAUCUAUGUUCUGUUGAAUUCAAAAGCAUUUCCUGCGAUGGCUUUGGAACAUAAACACUCAAAGAUGAAAAUGUGGGGAUUUUGGGUUGAAUUUACAGUUAGUCAGGAGUUAGCUGCAGUUAGCAUCUGUUGUGUAAAGAUUUGGGGUUAAAACAACCACUUUGUCAACAUAUUUGUAUCCUUUUAUCACAAAAAAUCGCAAGUUAUAGCACAACAGAACGGCACAAUUUGUUCAUAUUUCAACUAUCAAGCCCCUAAAUGCUGGUGUUGACCCGCGAUCCUACGUGUCAAAUGUCAUUAGACUUAAUAUCAGCACUCCUCUUCCGCAGGCUUCAUAUGUGUGAGUGUGAAAAGUGACAUGAACUAUAUUUACUGCACAAACUGAUUUAUUUUAUGCAUGUCGAGUUGUUGUACAAAGUCUAUAAUAUCUAUUCUAUAUUUUCUAAAAUAGUAAAUGUUUAUUGUUCUUAUUAGUAUUUCCCAGGGUUUCUAUUCGUACAUACAGUAUAUAUCUAUGAACACGUCUGCAUGCUCAGUUUGAGGACGCGGGUUUCAGAUGUUAGACAAUCGGGUUGUGCUGCAGAUGUGAUACUCUGAUGAUGAAGUGCCUGAUGAAACAUAUCCACCAUGAUGACGAGAGAUGAUCCAAAUUUGCAUGAAGCCUUCUUCUCGUUGUUCCCUGUGAAUGCUGCUGUUGGACUGCAUGCAUGAAAGGUGACUACAGGGCCCAAAUGUGGAGACCUGGACCAGGACUGAGGUCCAAGUCAGAUCAGACCCAGGUUCGAAUCCACAACAGGAAGUUAAAACAAAGCCAAAACAAAGACUAGACCAACUGAAUGCUAAAAAUAUCAAACAAAGAAGAUAAUUGUUUUCCCGAAAAUGAAACGAAAUCUAGGAAAUUGAAUCCAAAUAUUUACAAUUUGAAGGAAUGUAUGUGUUAUUUGAUGGCUAAGUUACUUGUAUGAGGAAAACAUUUUAGAAUAACUUGACCUCCUGAAGUUUACUUGGCUUUCUGUAACUGAACGAAUCAGUGUUUACAAAAUAAGUGUCGAGCUUUGGUCAGUAAAGACAUUUCUCAGCCAGGUUUCAUCAUUGUUGCUUCAACUUCUGUCAACUCUCCCAAAUUGCAGAAGUAGUGAAAUUAUUCCAUUUCUUUCUGAUUCCAGCCUCUAAAAUGAGAGGAUUUCCUGCUUUUAUUUGUGAUUUUCAUUAUAAAACUAAUAGGUAUUUGGAAUUUUGGUCGAACAAAACAAGACAUUUAGGAGACAUCCUGAUUGGCUCAGUGACGUUGCUUUAAAAUAAUAAUAAUAAUACUUAUACUGUAUAGUACAUUUAUAGGCGCUCAGUGUCACUCUACAAGAACAUUUCAUACAACAAACAAAGCAAUGAGGAAAAAUAAAACCAAAAACGAAGAAGCUAUUGAACAGAAAGCGUUAUGGACUGCCGGGUUGUAACGUGACACAACAUAUUGAAAAUAAUUGGCAAUUACAGCCUUAAUUAUCACAACUGAAAAAAUUCAGUUAGGUCUUAUAUCUUCAUUGGCUUCAAAACUGGAAGCUGUAGAUGUUCUGUAGAGACGGAAACACUGAUUCUGCAGAGGCUUCGGUCCUGGUCCUGGUCCGGUCUGGUUUGGCCCGUGCAUGCUGAGCCCCUGCAGCACCCAGAAAGCACUUUUUGUACCAAGUUUUGUCGUUGCCAAUAAAACCCAGAAGAUUCCCCGCUGUGGGAACGUCUGCCC